AUGAAAACAGGUCGGAAUGAACUCAUUGCUCGUUACAUCAAAUUGCGAACUGGCAAAACCCGUACAAGAAAACAAGUAUCUAGUCACAUUCAGGUGCUGGCUAGACGACGAACCAAGGAUCAUCGUGAUGGGGAUAGGACAGACAGUGACGAGGAAUUCGAUGAUGAUCUCGGUGAGGCAGACGGGGAUGAAGAAGAUAUAGCAGAGGAUGAGGAAGAGGACGGGAUGGAGGAGGAAGAGGAGCAGUGGAACCACCGAGGGGUAGUGGAUGACAUUGACAAAAAUGUGAGGUCUUCUUCAAGUGUUAGUGGUUUCUCGCCUUCAACAGCCAACGUCCCAGUGUCUUCGAAAUUGUUUUCGAACACAGAAGAAGCGUUAGACCUAGCCAUGCCUCGUCACGUGGACGAUAAGCACCGACCCUCUUCUUUCAACUACCCGGCCUGGCAAAAACUGUUCCACACCGGUACCCGUCGACCACAUCAAAUAUCUGGCGGUUUUCCGAAUGUGGAUAGCAGUUUCAAACCAGUGAAACCAGAAAAGGAUGAAAACUCAUGUACUUCACAUAUGGCAUCUGUUUCCAGCAAAUACAAAUCAACGGAUUUCCCCAUAUGUACUACAGAAAGUGGAUAA
Molecule: messenger RNA, 630 nt
Organism: Echinostoma caproni
Lineage: Eukaryota; Metazoa; Platyhelminthes; Trematoda; Plagiorchiida; Echinostomatidae
Source: the annotation of a GenBank genome assembly